Melanotaenia boesemani (Boeseman's rainbowfish) is the source of this 2574-nucleotide messenger RNA. Its product is annotated as putative ferric-chelate reductase 1. Lineage: Eukaryota; Metazoa; Chordata; Actinopteri; Atheriniformes; Melanotaeniidae. The transcript is spliced from 14 exons. Bases 1 to 1623 code for a protein of 540 amino acids. The record is from RefSeq and is a predicted model, not a curated record. Gene Ontology annotation, molecular function: oxidoreductase activity, acting on metal ions.
AUGGCAAUGGAAAUUUUUCCGCUGCUGCUGGUUUGUUUUGUCCCGAUGGCUUGGUGCUAUAAAACAGGUCUUGUUACGGCCAGUUGUGUCAAUAUGCAACCCAACCACCCUGGGAACCCCCAAACAGGACCUUCACCUUACACCGUUACAACAGAUCCCAGCAGCUUCAUACCUGGACAGGCGGUGAAAGUUCUACUACAGGCUCCAGCGUCCAAACCGUUUACUGGCUUCCUAUUACAGGCUAGAAAACCGGGGAGUAAUUCGCCUGUCGGCUCUUUUACUGCAACAACAGGGACUCAACUGCUCAAUUGUGGGUCACCUAGCACAGCUGUAUCCCACACAUCAGAUUCUGCGAAGACCCAAAUCCAGGUGACAUGGACAUCAACGCCAUCAGUAAAUGUGGAUGCUGUUCAGUUUCAUGCAACCUUUGUGCAGAGUUACAGCACUUACUGGGUUGAUGUGACAACUCCUGUCCUGAAAUCCACUAAUUCUUCAUCAGGUUCUGGCUCUAUACCACAAGCUAGCAGCAUCUCCAGUGCAGACUGCGGUGUGACCAAAGUGUGCUUCAGUAAGCCGUCCAGCUGUGACCCUUCAGCCGACUUUACCUGUUAUUUUAUGUCAGCCACGAUGCUGUCUCCUGGUGGUCCAGCUGUCCGCUAUGAGAUGACGGGCCCCUCUAAUGGAUACAUCUCUUUUGGAUUCUCAGAUGAUCAGAAAAUGGGAAACGAUGAUAUUUAUAUUUGUGGCAUGAGCAAUAACGGCUCGGUGAUGGUUCAACACGCCUAUUCGACAGGAGAAACAGCUCCACUACCUCUUGCUCUGGGAAAUGUUUCUGAUAUAAAAACAUCAAUCCAGAACAAUGUGAUCAGCUGUUCCUUCACUUCCAUGAAUUCUAUUUCUACUCAGAGGUCGUCUUAUUUAAAUAAAACCUACUACCUCCUGUUUGCCUAUGGACCCAGCAGCAAUGGAAAUAUCCAGUUUCAUACUGGUACCUUUGCCAGUACUAACAAGAUGGACAUCACCACACCUUCGGUAGCCUCUCAUGACGAUUUUUCCUCUAUAAUGCGAGCACAUGGGGCACUGAUGCUGAUAGCCUGGAUGACCACAGGAUCACUGGGAAUGUUGGUGGCCAGAUAUUUGAAAAGAGCAGGCAAAGGAUUUAAAUUGUGUGGAAAGGAUUUCUGGUUUGUGGUCCAUGUUGCAGUGAUGAGUGUUACCCUGGCAGCUACUGCCAUUGCUUUCAUCCUUGCCUUUGCACAUGCACAGGACUGGUCUGGGGGAGCUCAUCCUGUGUUGGGGUGUCUGGUCACCAUUCUGUCUCUGUUCCAGCCCAUAAUGGCGAUGCUGCGCUGUGGGCCACAACAUCCGAUGAGGUUCGUUUUCAACUGGUCACAUUCUUUAAAUGCUCUUGUCAUCAAAGCUUUGGCUGUGGCAGCCAUUUUUACAGGUCUGGAGAGGGUUGACAGCACUACGGACGUCUGGCUGAUGAAAGUUAUGGGUGGUUUUGUUGGUUGGGAAAUUGUGUUCUACAUCCUGUUUGAUUUCCAUCUGAAAUGGAAGAUUCAAAAAAACAGAUCAGACUUCUGGGGAAUCCAAGGUGGUGAGACUAGAAAGUUAAAAUAAAAAUCUUUUACAGCAACUGCACAAGUAAAACAAAUAAUAUUCAAAUUUGUGUUUCAACAGGUCAAAGUUAGCACUCUGCUGAUGGUUCUGUACUUCUUGGGAAACCUUGUCUUUUUGGUGGCACUGCUGGCUGGAAUCGGGACGUUGUAAACAUAACCAAAGAUAAAAUAAAUACAGACUGCCUGGCCGAAAAAAAGUUGCCACCUGGAUUUAACUAAGCAAAUAGGUGGGAACCUCCUAUUGGGUAAUUAUUGCGGGGGGAUUAUCUUGCAGCUGCAACACACUAUUUAACCUCAACUGAUGCAAUGAGCAGCUUCUAAUUUCUUAAAUAACCAUGUGGAAAGACCCAUCGCGUGGUCGUGGGAAAGAUUAGUCUGUUUAAGAAGGAUCAGAUCACUGGGAUCAAGCAGAGAAAACAUCUAAGGAGAAGCAGAAACUACUAAAACUGGGUUAAGAAGUGCACUGUAAAAUCUCUUUAGUUACAUUCUCCUCCCAUGUCUCAAUCACAAUGUGUGCUGGCUCAGGGAUUCCACAUUGGCGCUAUUUGUCCCUUGCUGGUGGCUGUAGUUUCAAGAUGGCAGACCAUCAUGGCACUUAGCUAUCGGCUUACUUGUCUGAACAUGUUUGUAGCUGCCGCUUGGAUUACCACACACAGAAUGCAGAGAGCUUCGACUGAUGCUCGUUUGGUUCACUCCUCUUUAUAUCACACCUCACCAUGUGGCACCAUGAAAACUACAAAUGAACAAAUACAGAAUAUAGUGCCACAUUUCUUACAGACAAUAUACAUAAAUCACGUUUACAUUUACUUAAAGUAAAUCACGCACAGUGGUGUGGUGGUUAGCACCGCAGCCUCACAGCAAGAAGGUUGCUGGUUCGAAUCUCGGCUGGGGGGAGGUUCGAACCCUGAGGGCCGUGGCCUUUCUGUGUGGAGUUUGCAUGUUCUCCCCGUGU